Molecule: messenger RNA, 1512 nt
Organism: Rasamsonia emersonii CBS 393.64
Lineage: Eukaryota; Fungi; Ascomycota; Eurotiomycetes; Eurotiales; Trichocomaceae
Product: IZH family channel protein (Izh3)
Exons: 2
Coding region: 1-1512 (503 amino acids)
Cellular component (GO): membrane
Molecular function (GO): signaling receptor activity
Source: RefSeq, a predicted model, not a curated record
AUGGCGUGCAAGGCUCCGUCAAUGACCAUCGAGUCCUAUCCGGACGCUAUUUCCACCUCCUGUUCGACUCCCAACGACCAGACGCCUCUUCUGCGCGAUCGGCGAAGAAGACAUUCUUUCCAGACGAUAAGGCGAACCUCAUGCGACUACGAUGCCGACGCAAUCUUUCUGAGGGUGGAGCUCUUUCUUGUCGAAUUGGAGAGACGGCUUCAAUGGUUGGAAGAAUACCGGAAGUCCCACAUGGAACAGGUCGAUGCGAGUUUGAGGAGAGGAUAUGCCGCGUUGGAAGCUGUGAGAGACUCAUGCUGUGCCGCCUCGGGGGAGCUGAUGGGCGGUGGUAAGAAACGGGCAAAGAUUCUCGUCGAAACCCUGGAAUCCCGAUACAACGAAGCUCUCGCGACGAAGGAGACACUCGAGCAAAAGGCUCACGCAGGCAUGCGACUGAUGGAGUCCUUCUUGAGUGAGAUCGAGUCUCGAGUCCAUGCCGUCCGGGACAGAGGCCUGUCCGGAGCAUUGGACGAGGGCUGGAAAGCAGUCGACUCGGGUCUGACGCAUGCUCGGGAAGCGGUUGGAGAAGCGGUUGAUGAGGGUAUGGAGCGCGCCCGGCGAGCCAAGGACGCUCUUCGCGAAAGCAUCGAUCGUGCGAUCCAGCUGGCGCAGAAGAACCGUCUGAUCCAUUACUCCGACCUCCCACACCCGUGGAGAGUGAACCCGCACAUCCUGCAAGGAUAUCGUUUCACGACCUCGAAGGUGGAAUGCCUGGCGUCGAUCUUCUCCUUCUCGAACGAGUUGGUCAACAUCUGGUCUCAUCUCAUCGGUUUCUUCAUUGUCUUGGCCGUGGCUUUCUACUUCUACCCGCUCAACCCCAACUUCUCUCUAAGCACCAAGGCGGACGUGAUGAUCGCUGCUGUGUUCUUCUUUGCAGCUUGCAAGUGCCUGGUCUGCAGCACCUUAUGGCACACGAUGAACGGCAUUGCCAACCAACCCCUGAUGGAGCGCUUCGCUUGCGUUGAUUAUACUGGAAUCUCCUUCCUAGUUGCGGCUUCGAUUAUCACCACCGAGUACACUGCAUUCUAUUGCGAGCCCACGUCACGAUGGAUCUACAUUCUUCUCACACUAUCUCUUGGUGUUGGCGGCGUGAUCCUCCCCUGGCAUCCGACCUUUAACCGUGCUGAGAUGGCGUGGGCCCGGGUAGCCUUUUAUGUCACACUGGCAUUGACCGGCUUUGCCCCUCUGGCUCAAUUGAGCUACACCCGGGGCUUUGAGUGGUGUCUGUACUUUUACGCGCCGGUGAUGAAGAGCAUCCUAGUAUACUUCCUUGGAGCGUGCAUCUAUGCUUCCCAGAUCCCGGAACGAUGGCGCCCCGGACUUUUUGACUAUUGUGGAGGCAGCCACAACAUCUGGCAUAUAGCUGUGGUGGGGGGCAUUCUGUUCCAUUAUUGUGCCAUGCAGGAUCUCUUUGCGGGCGCCUUCCAGCGAGCUCAAGGCGAAUGCCCAACCUUGACCAGGUGA